CUUUUUCAGAAAAGGAAGAUCUUGAAAGUCUGCUCCAUUUACCUCUUCCUACCAUAGUAAAAAGGAUGGACAAAACUACACCUACACUGCUGCUAUCAAUCAGCAGCAAGGAGCCCCUGCAAGCUCCUUUGGCUUUAGCCAAAUACAUCGCUACCCUGCCUUCUUCAACCACAACCGUUUUGCCUAUUACCGUUCAAUGGACUUCAGUGGAGGCAAACGAAGAUGCCAUUAGAUUAACAGUCAAUAAUGGUAACGAGAAAGCUUCAGGCUUACAGGAAGUCUUGAAGAAAAUCGCAGACAUCUAUGCUAGCUUGGGAGUUGCUGGUAAGGACAGCACUGAAAGUGGUCAAGUGGCUCACUAUGUCGAUCAAGCAGUGGACAAAGUAGCCAAAGUGAGCGCAUUUACCGAAGCAGCUGAACAAGCAAAUGAGUUGGAUCAGCGAGUGUCUCUACGCACCUACCUUGUCGGAUCCGGUCACACUCUCACUGUUGCCGACUUUGCCGUUUGGGGCGCUUUCCGAUCUUCACCAGUCUUCAUGGGUGUAUUGAAGAAAGGUCUUCAUGAACAUCUUGCAAGAUGGUUUGCUCACAUUGACAAAUUGGCCUCCAGCAUCUCUGCCAUGGAAGAAACUGCAUCAGAGAAGAGCAAAAUUGCUUCAUCCGCUCCCAAGAAAGAGGAAGGCGGCGGUGUUGCUCAAAAGCAAGCUCAUUCUUUCGAUAUCUUCCUUGGAGAUGAGGCUAAAGAAGGUCAAGUGGUCACACGUUUCCCGCCUGAACCUUCUGGAUAUUUGCACGUUGGUCACGCAAAGGCAGCUAUCCUCAACCAUUACUUUGCACGCAAAUACAAGGGAAAGCUCAUCAUUCGUUUCGAUGACACUAACCCAAGCAAGGAAAAGAUGGAGUUUGAGCAGUCAAUCAUUGAAGAUCUUGCUUUGAUGGGUAUCACUGCUGAUGCUACAAGUCAUACAUCAGAUUUCUUUGAUGAGCUCUACCGUCGCGCAAUCCAAAUGAUCAAGCAAGGAGAUGCAUACGCUGAUGAUACAGAACAAGAGGAAAUGCGUGCACAAAGAAUGGACGGUAUCCCUUCUCGCAGACGAGAUGCUAGUAUUGAGGAGAAUUUGGAAAGAUUCGCAGAAAUGACGACAGGUUCUGAAACUGGACGUAAAUGGUGCUUGCGUGCCAAGAUGAGCGUUGAUGAUCCCAACAAAGCUUUGCGUGAUCCUGUGAUCUAUCGCGUCAAUGCUGAUUCCGUUCAUCAUCAUACUGGUACAACGUGGAAAGUCUAUCCAACGUACGAUUUCGCAUGUCCGAUUGUGGAUUCUAUUGAAGGUGUCACACAUGCAUUGCGUACGAAUGAGUACCGUGACCGCAAUCCGCAAUACGCCUGGAUGUUAGAAAAGCUCAAGCUCAGACCUGUUAAUAUUUGGGACUUUGGAAGAUUGAACUUUGUUUACACUCUUUUGAGUAAACGUAAAUUGCAAUGGUUCGUAGAUAACGGUCACGUUACCGGAUGGGAUGACCCUCGAUUCCCCACAAUUCGCGGUAUUCGUCGUCGCGGAAUGACUGUUGACUGUAUUCAACAAUUUAUCUUGGCAACCGGACCGAGUCAACAAGUGAUCAAUAUGGAAUGGGAUAGCAUUUGGACUAUCAACAAGAGAAUUUUGGAUCCAGUCGUUCCACGUUUCACUGCCAUUACACAGAAAGAUAUCGUCAAAUGCACUAUCAAUGGGGUUACUCACGGUGUGUUGGAAAAGAUUAUGCCCAAGCACAAAAAGAACCCUGAUGCAGGUACAAAGACGACCAUUUUCGAUUCAGUUGUCUACCUUGAACAAGAAGAUGCAAAAUCAUUUGAUCAAGAUGAAGAGGUUACUUUGAUGGAUUGGGGAAAUGUCUUCGUCCGCAAUAAGAAGGUCAAUGCACAAGGUGUAGUGGAAAGUUUAGAAUUGGACGCACACUUUGAAGGUGACUUCAAGAAGACAAAGAAGAAAGUAACAUGGUUGGCAACAGAUGAGAAUACUCAACGUAAAUUGACACCAGUCCGAUUGCUUGAUUUCGAUUUCUUGAUCACAAAAAUGAAAUUGGAAGAAGAUGAUAAAUUUAGCGAUUUCCUCACACCACAAACAAUCUUUACAACAGAUGCAGUGGCCGACUUCAACGUGACUGAGCUAAAGCGUGGAGAUACAAUCCAAUUCGAACGUAAGGGUUACUACAUCUUGGACAACGAACAAGGACAAGAUGGACUUAGAGAAUUCAUUCAUAUCCCAGAUGGAAAGGUGGAGAGCAGUAAGAGCAAAGCAGCAGCAGAAGGUGAAGAUACAGUUGCACGCAAAAAGAAGGCUGCCGAAGAACGUGAAAAGAAAAAAGCAGAAAAGGCUAAAAAAGAAGAAGAAAAAGCAAAGAAGAAAGCAGAAAAGAAGUCUGGUGGUAGUGGUCGACAAACGGGAGAAGUUGUGGCAGCAGCAGCUACAACUGCUGGUUUGGCUACUGCUACCACUGUUGGCGCAAAUGAUGCGAUCGAACAAGCGGCUAAUUCAUCUUCAAAGAUGUACAAAGUUAAACCGGUUGCCAGUCAAACGCCCGCUGAGCCAAAGACGAAUAUGUAUCAUGUUAAGCCGAUUAUGUAAAUAGACCAUCAGUUAUUGUAACGCCAGCAAUUGUCAUUUCAUUCUCCGCAAAUUC
Messenger RNA from Meira miltonrushii, 2679 nucleotides. Its product is annotated as glutamyl-tRNA synthetase. The coding region runs from base 66 to 2624 and encodes 852 amino acids. Lineage: Eukaryota; Fungi; Basidiomycota; Exobasidiomycetes; Exobasidiales; Brachybasidiaceae. Gene Ontology annotation, biological process: glutamyl-tRNA aminoacylation; translation. Gene Ontology annotation, cellular component: cytoplasm; cytosol; methionyl glutamyl tRNA synthetase complex. The record is from RefSeq and is a predicted model, not a curated record. The transcript has a single exon. Gene Ontology annotation, molecular function: ATP binding; glutamate-tRNA ligase activity.